UAUGUAUCGACCACGUUCUAGGUCUCCGACAAGUUUGACAUCUCCUGGCCGCCCCUCACCCAUCCCCUGACCGAGGAGGCGGUGUCAGACCAACGAAUGCUCCACGACCGACCCCCACCAGCUUCCAAUUGCCCCUCCAUUGGACCAUUAUCACCACUGGCACUGCCUUGAGCCUCAUCUGCACCUGUUUACUUUCCACCAGGAGAUUCCACUAUCUUUCAGAACCGAACCGUUUGGCUUGCGCACAGAUCCCCCAACCACCAAUUUCCACCAUGGCCUCCAACCCCCAACACGAAGAUGAUACGAUGCCCGAGGAGACGCAGGGCUACAAGCUCUCCCAGCCAAAGCAGAGCUUGGCCGAGUACCAGCAAAUGGACGCCGGCGACGAGUCCCUCCAGCGUUACAAGGAAUCUCUCGGUCUUGGUGGUGGCAAGGACAUCUCCGACCCCAACGAUCCCCGUGUCUGCAUCAUCCAGUCUCUUACCCUCGACGCCCCCGGCCGCGACCCCGUCACCAUCGACCUGUCAGCCCCUGGCAGCGAGGCCACCCUCAAGGACAAGCCCUUCAAGAUCAAGGAGGGUUCCAAGUUCACCAUGAGCGCAAAGUUCAAGGUUCAGCACGAGAUUCUGAGCGGCUUGACCUACGUCCAGGUUGUCAAGAGGAAGGGCAUCAAGGUGUCGAAGGACUCGGAGAUGAUUGGGAGCUACGCGCCCAACACGGAUAAGCAAACCACAUACACCAAGAAAUUCCAGGAGGAGGAAGCGCCCUCUGGCAUGCUCGCGCGUGGCCACUAUAAUGCCAUUUCUAGCUUUGUCGACGACGACAAGAAGACGCAUCUCCAGUUCGAGUGGAGCUUUGACAUUGCUAAGGACUGGUAGAGUCUUGAAGGGAAAACAUAUCCGUAUGAUGAGUAACGACUGUAUGGUGGCGUGAACCGAUUGCGGGUGGCAGCGUUCUUUUUGUGAAUUGCACUUUAUAUCCUAAGUCAAGCCAGAAUGAAGCAGCAACAGUCCCUUUUGCUAUGCUGUACAAGUCUAUCGCUCUGUCAAAAACCGCCAGGCCGUUCAAUAUCGCCUCUGUGUCAUGCAUCGUCGUGAUACUGCGUCGCUAUGUUCUAUAGAAAAUAGUCGGGUAGUGC
Molecule: messenger RNA, 1138 nt
Organism: Emericellopsis atlantica
Lineage: Eukaryota; Fungi; Ascomycota; Sordariomycetes; Hypocreales; Bionectriaceae
Product: immunoglobulin E-set
Exons: 3
Coding region: 273-878 (201 amino acids)
Biological process (GO): Rho protein signal transduction
Cellular component (GO): cytoplasm; cytosol; membrane
Molecular function (GO): Rho GDP-dissociation inhibitor activity; protein binding
Source: RefSeq, a predicted model, not a curated record